AUGGCGGAUUCGGGGACUAUGGCGGCGUGGGCGGCUCUGGCAGCUGCAUUGCUCGCCUUGGUUGUUGCACUCGCCCAAGCCGCGCAGCAAUACGCCGCUACGGCACAGGAUAUGAAGAAAUGCGAAAGGUCGGUUUGGGGGCCCAUGCCUGGCUAUGCCGGCCGUCGUGUCUUUCUCUGGCGCCAGAUUCGAUUCCGCAUCGUCUUCGACGUGCCCAACAUCUUCAUACCCACCGAGUACUGGGAAAAGCCGGGCAAUGCACGACAGUUUCCCACCCAUCGAAUAACCACCUUACCGGCCCCCUUUGAUCCCCCUUCUGUAAAUACGGACACGGAGAGUGCAAUACACAACCACUCUGAAGCUUGUUGGGUCGCAUUUGCAAGGCAAGUCAGCCAUGUCUGUCCCUCUGCCGUCCGCGUCGGCCUCAUGGCUGGCGAUGCGGACCGGCUCCCCGCCGAUAUCCCGGUGGUGCCCAUGCAAGUGAGCCUGCGGGAUAUCAUCGCUCUUGGUUUGAUGAUCGGCAUGAACAUUCAGGAAGCCAACGACGACUAUAUCGAGAUGAGCGGGCCGUUUGGCUUCAUCAAGAGUAGUGACCACCCGAUCCUCGGCCGCCUCAUUCAUUUCUCCGCGUUUUCGACAACACCCCACAUCAAAGGACCUAAGACGGGCGAUAUCAGUAAAUCUUGGCUCCGUCGGCUCAUCGGUAUCGCAUCUGUUGCCAACCAACAAUUUGAUGGGCCGAAAAGGCGAUCUCAUGCGUCCGCCAUGAUGAGAUGGCGCACGAAUUCCACACGAAUCCCACUUAUAUUUGAGGAUAGUGAUACGAGAGGGAAGGGGGAAGAAGCAGGAGAAUUACAACUCAAGUUUGUCGAUCUCGAAGGGAAAGAACACACUGUGCCUGCAGAUGAAUGUUCAACAUGGCGAGAUUUGGUGCAGUUUCUCGAAAGCAAAGGCAUCGCAACAGCUCCUUACAUCAUCCUUGGCCCAGAGAACAAGGCGGUGGCCCCCAAGUCAUGGAAACCCCUGCUCAAGGUUGUGCGUAAAGGCCAUUUGAAAACUAUUUUCAAGAUUGCUGAAGGGGACUACCACCCAUGGCCACUUGCAACAGCGUCGCAUCUCAAGUCACCUUCCCAGGAGCCUAUUAUCAAAGAAAGGACAGACCAACAGAUCCGUUCAGACACAGAUAACAUCACAGAAUAUGCAACUAGGGCUCUAGAGGGCUCAGCUAGUCUGACCGAGGCCUAUCUGGCCGAAUCGGCAGAGAGCAUUACACAUGCCCACUCGGCAGAGAGCAUCAUACAUAAUAACCCAGUAGAGAGCAUUAUACAUACCAACCCGCUAGAGAGCAUUACAUAUGCCGAUCCAGCAGGGAGUGUUAUCUAUACCGACCCAGCAGAGAGCAUUGUAUGUGCCAACCCGGCAGAGAGUAUUACACAUGCCGACUCGCCAGAGAGCAUUAUACAUACCGACCCGACAGAGAGUAUCACACGUGCCGACUCGCCUGAACCCGGCAGAGAUAUAUCUCUGGACCUAUUUCCACAAGUGCAAAAUACGAUGGAGAGGGAUGGAUACUUUCCUAGUAGUCGAGGCUUUAUGGAUCCAGCGAAUCAAACUGCACUAAUACGAAUACAAGAUUUGUGGAAUGCAAUGAAGCACCCUGCGCUGACAGGGGUGGAAGACGGGGUUCCUGGAGAAUCUUGGAUCAACGGGUCGAGAGUACGCGUACUUGAGAGACCAUCACCAGUUCGAAUGCAAUAUCGACGCCCGACAGUUGAAGACUACAGCAACGGUGACUCCAGUAGCCCCAGCUUCAGCAGCCGUUCCUCUUCCCGGUUCCGCAGAGAGGAGAGGAGCGGUGGCUCUAGAAGCCCCAACAUCCGCAUCCGCCGCCGUUUCUCCCCUCCCCGGGUUCACAGAGAAAAUAGGAACGGUGGCUCUACAAGUCCCAGCCCCGUCCUCCGUCCCCGUCCCGACUUCCGUCCCCGGUUCCGCAGAGAGAAUUCAAGUAGGUACGAGGACUCUAGCAGCGCCAGCCGCCACCGUGAAAGUAGCCCCGGCUCGGAGCGCAAUUGGCGGUACAAACAGACAAGGGCCUAUGCCUCGAGCAAAACGCGCUGGGUCAACCCGGAACCGCCAAAGCUCACCUUUUACUGGGCGUCCCAGAUUGACAUUGAACUUGGGUGCUGGGCGACACCGUGGGGAGGGGGCUGGUAUAAUUUCGGCAUCGACGUCCUUGGCAUGCUGGUAGAUAUCGGUCUCGCUGGCUUGUCACAAACGGUUCGGUUGGCGCAGCCCAAGGCGAAUCGGUCGGCCGUUGACAGCAACAGCAACGAGAUCAUCUACGCCGAGUUUCCCGGCCCCUUAAUCUUGGAAGAUUUGUGGCUUCACCUCAGAGAGGGCCAACAUACUUGGCCCCCGUACGCGAUAAAUGCGCGGGGCGGAGUCAGAGGCCUGGCAACGCACUCGCUCGUCCGACACUCUGCAUUCAAGGAAGACGAACGCCUGCCACAACUGACGCUUUUAAACUCCGUACACAAAGCUCGCAUGUCCACUGUAGAAACAAGCACAGCAUCUCAGGUCCUGGAGCGACAUCGCAUCUUGGAGCUAGCGUCCAUCGACUUUUGGCUUUCUUGUGCCGCUACGACAGACAGCAUUUCAAAGGGCAAGUCGAACCUGAUUAUCAUCACCCCCGCCAUCGUUGAGGAGACGUGGGUUAGGUUCUUCGACGAGAUUAUGGACACCCGGAAGGAACUUUGGAACCUUGGCAGUGGUGAUAUGCAUGCCCGCAGGUUGGCCAACUCUAUUUCGGAUUUCCUCAGCGAUUUCUUGGGGUCACCUGCUGAGCUUUACUUUGUCUGGGUUGCCUUUCUGCGUGCUGUAAAGGUAAUGGAGUGUGUUGCCAAUGGGCCGUGUACGGAACCGGCACUUGACAUAUUUGCAAACGAUGUUUUGGUGUAUUUAGUCUAA
This is a messenger RNA of Trichoderma aggressivum f. europaeum, 2967 nucleotides long. RefSeq lists its product as uncharacterized. The coding region runs from base 1 to 2967 and encodes 988 amino acids. The transcript has 3 exons. The record is from RefSeq and is a predicted model, not a curated record. NCBI's taxonomy places the organism in Eukaryota, Fungi, Ascomycota, Sordariomycetes, Hypocreales, Hypocreaceae.